UAUUAAAGUAAAGGGUCAUCGGCCCAAAACUGCCAAGAUAGCGGCCCAGAUCUUCAUCAAUUACCUGUCACAUUACAUUUUAGAAACUCUAAAGCCUCUGCGCUGAAUUUGGCCAUAGUCGUCUUAUCAAGCCAUCGUACCACAAAUUUGAUCAACAAAUUUCAUCUCCAUACAAAAUGGUUCGCAAGGGAUUUCAACAAGCCAAAACAGGUUUUGAAUUGCUGAAGUCAUUCGAUGCCAACAAGUAUUUGAAGAAAAUAGGCUUAGGUAGAGAAGACUAUCACUUCUGGAAGCAAGUUGGCAAGGCUCUACUGUGCACCUACACGCUAUUUGGUGUUGCGUGGGUCUUCAACGAGACUUCACCACUGGGUUGGUGGACGCUUAAGCCUAGACCAAAGGAAGAGAAAGAGUUAGCCCAUCUCUACGAGAGGCUGCAGUUUCCGUACCCAGGUGACACAGAAGCGAUGGAGGAGUUUAUAAGAAAGGGUGGCAUGAUUGGGUCUGUUUUUGGACCAAAAGGAAACAUUGAAUCUGAGAGGGAAGUGAAUAACUAUCAAAAGAUGUUGCAGGACCAAAAGUUUAAUCAAGAAACUCAAAAAUUGUGGCUCAGGAUGAGGAAUGAGGUCAUUCAAGAGCUUCAAGAGCAGGGAUAUGAUGUUGAAUGAGUGUUUUUUAUCCCAUGAUUUGAAUGCCCUGAAAUGUUUGAUUUUAGAUUUUUGAGGUUUUUGAGCUGAUAAUUCUGUAUCAAUCUCUGGUUUAUAAAGAACAAUACAAAAGAGAAUUAAGAACUUCUUGUUGCAGUACAAA
Molecule: messenger RNA, 807 nt
Organism: Pistacia vera
Lineage: Eukaryota; Viridiplantae; Streptophyta; Magnoliopsida; Sapindales; Anacardiaceae
Exons: 2
Coding region: 177-665 (162 amino acids)
Source: RefSeq, a predicted model, not a curated record